Messenger RNA from Populus trichocarpa (black cottonwood), 2224 nucleotides. Its product is annotated as probable serine/threonine-protein kinase PBL8. Lineage: Eukaryota; Viridiplantae; Streptophyta; Magnoliopsida; Malpighiales; Salicaceae. Gene Ontology annotation, molecular function: protein kinase activity; ATP binding. The record is from RefSeq and is a predicted model, not a curated record. Gene Ontology annotation, biological process: protein phosphorylation. The coding region runs from base 529 to 1827 and encodes 432 amino acids. The transcript has 6 exons.
CACCUUCGCAAUAGCAAAUAGGGGCCGGAGGAGAUUCACAGAUCCUCUCUCCACCCACUGUCUGAUAUCUAUCAUCCAUACAAAAAGAGAGAGAGACAAUCCUUUUUCCCUUUUCUUGGGAUAGCUAUUUCUUUUUCUAACAAGUUUUACUCCUUAUUUUAGUAACCUGUGUUAGCAGUAGGGUAUAUAGUAUUGCCCAGUCUCAGCAUGUAAUAUUGUAAUGUAAUCUUAAUUAUUAAUUAACAACUACUGCUAUAAAUCAUGGGUUGCUUCAAUAUUUCAAAUUUUCCUUUUUUUUAUAUAAUAAAAACACUGGUAACAGUGUGAGAGAGAGAGAAAAAAAAAAGUGUCAAGGGGGAAGGCAGUGGGGAAAAAAAAAGUAGCCAAGAAUGAAACAAGUAAGCCGCUGCAUUAUCAGGACAGCCAUUCUACCAGUAUCUGCUGCUCCUGCUCCUGCUCCUGCCUUACCCCUUCUACUAAUAAGUCUUCAAAGUCACUGUCACAACAUUUCUAGUACAGGUAAUCAAGAUGGGCAACUGCGGCACUAGAGAAGAAUCUGCUGUUGUCUCCACUGCUCAAGUUCAACAACAGCUUCACAUACUGUCAUCAUCAACAUCAAUUAAAAACGGCCAGUCAGACAAGAAGCAUACUAGGUCAAUUUCAGAUCUGAGUGAUCCUACUUCAACUCCACGCAACUUUGAAGACUCAAGAAAGAAUGCCCUUCUUUAUACCCAUGUUAUAGCCUUCACUUUGUAUGAACUCGAGACUAUUACCAAGAGCUUUCGCUCUGAUUACAUUCUUGGGGAAGGAGGGUUUGGAACGGUUUAUAAAGGCUACAUUGAUGAGAAUGUCAGGGUUGGCCUCAAAUCUAUUCCAGUUGCUGUCAAGGUUCUAAAUAGAGAGGGUCUUCAAGGCCACCGUGAAUGGCUUACGGAAGUGAACUUUCUGGGGCAGCUAAGGCAUCCUAAUUUGGUGAAGUUGAUUGGGUAUUGUUGUGAGGAUGAUCACAGGUUGCUUGUUUAUGAGUUUAUGUUCCGAGGAAGCCUUGAGAAUCAUCUAUUUCGAAAAGCAACAGUUCCAUUAUCUUGGGCCACAAGAAUGAUGAUUGCUCUUGGAGCUGCUAAAGGGCUUGCUUUUCUUCACAAUGCAGAAAGGCCAGUUAUAUAUCGGGACUUCAAAACUUCCAAUAUAUUACUGGACUCUGAUUAUACAGCCAAGCUCUCUGAUUUCGGGCUUGCAAAAGCUGGACCCCAAGGCGAUGAGACUCAUGUAUCAACUCGAGUGAUGGGUACUUAUGGUUAUGCUGCUCCUGAAUAUGUAAUGACUGGCCACCUGACUGCAAGAAGCGACGUAUACAGUUUUGGAGUAGUUCUUCUGGAACUAUUGACAGGAAGGAAGUCAGUUGACAAGACCAGACCCAGCAAGGAGCAGAGCUUGGUGGAUUGGGCCCGUCCAAAAUUGAAUGACAAGAGAAAGUUGCUGCAAAUAAUUGACCCAAGACUGGAGAAUCAGUACUCUGUAAGGGCAGCACAGAAAGCCUGCAGCCUGGCAUACUACUGUCUGAGCCAGAAUCCAAAGGCAAGGCCCCUGAUGAGUGAUGUAGUUGAAACUUUGGAACCUCUACAAUGUAGCAAUGAUGGCGCCAAUGGAGUUUCAUCAUCGUCACUGACCCCAACCCUAACAGGUAGUGCCAGUGCUUUUGCAAUGGGCGGGGUCCCUGAUUACCGGAUGCGGAGAUUCACCAACAAUGUUGUUCCUGGUUCUAGUUGUCGUUCUCCUAAUCCAAAUUGCUCUCCUGGUGGCCCUGCAGCGUGCAGGGUCAGAUGAGCGAUAUCACCUUCUAUGUAUUUGGUGUGCCUUUCCGUCCCCGUCCAUCUUUCUAAAUGACAACUUCUGAUUGUUAAGUCGUGAGUGAAUUUGCUGCUGUUAGUACUUGGUGUACAUUCUAUCAUCUUGACCCCCAGCCAGCUGUUAGUUGCUGCUCGCUAACUUGUUGCUCGUAUCAAUCUUCUAGCAAAGUUUGCACAGCAAUGAGAAUUGCCAAAUGAAAGCAGUUUUUCUUAUUUAGGAGAUAUCUAGCUUUGCGUUCUGUUUUGCCUGUGUGUUGAGGAAGGCAUGUUAGAGGAAAUAUCCUCGAGUUCAUGUACAUUUAAUUAAGAGUCCCUUCAUACCAAACUGUAACUUGAUUAAUAAUGUCAUGAUUUUCCCUCUCGGAUUGUUUGGA